GUCAAGCCCGACGGCAGGCUCCUCACGAGCCGCGAGAACAGAGACUUCCUCACAAGGUACAACCUCGAGCCAGACAACGGCGCCGCCCGCAGGCUCACCACAGGGCCGGCCCUGCAGAACGCCUCCAAGGCGUACAACGCCACCAUCGCCUUCAGCCCGCGGCACCUCAUCCACCCGCACGACCUGCGCUUCUUCGACCCCCGCGGCCACCCGCUCGCCGCCGCCCGGCGCGCAAAGUACCUCCGGAAGACGCUCGAGGAGCCCCUCUGGAUCAUGAUGACGGGCGCCGGCGCCUCGUCCGUCGUCCGCACCCUCACGCAGAGGCGCCUCAAGUGCGCAAUCUACCGCAGCCUGGAGGACCUCGGCUUUCGCAACGGCGUGGGGAACGGCAAGGAGAUCCGGGGGACCCUCUGGAUUACCAUCCACGAUCCUGUCAAGGCGUCGAAGCUGUCGCCCUGGCCGUUCGGCGAGGCUGUUGCCAACGCUCUGAAGAGCAGGUGUGCCCAGCCCCUGAGAUGA
Molecule: messenger RNA, 519 nt
Organism: Trichoderma reesei QM6a
Lineage: Eukaryota; Fungi; Ascomycota; Sordariomycetes; Hypocreales; Hypocreaceae
Exons: 1
Source: RefSeq, a predicted model, not a curated record